Styela clava is the source of this 2910-nucleotide messenger RNA. RefSeq names its product proteasome activator complex subunit 3-like. NCBI's taxonomy places the organism in Eukaryota, Metazoa, Chordata, Ascidiacea, Stolidobranchia, Styelidae. Gene Ontology annotation, biological process: regulation of proteasomal protein catabolic process; regulation of G1/S transition of mitotic cell cycle; positive regulation of endopeptidase activity. Gene Ontology annotation, molecular function: endopeptidase activator activity. The record is from RefSeq and is a predicted model, not a curated record. Gene Ontology annotation, cellular component: proteasome activator complex; nucleoplasm; cytoplasm.
UUGCACACUCUUGUAUUACAGGUAUUUAACUACUAAAAUAUCAAAAUAAAAUAAUGGAUCAAGAUUUACAAAUCAAGGAUAAGCAACUGAGGAAAGAAAUUUCUGAUUUUAAACUUGGAAUCGCUAAAGAUGCUGAAAUUUUAGUCAAUGAAUUUUUUCCAAAGAAAUGUAUUGAACUAGAUAAAUUUUUAAAAGAAGAUGUUUUACAGACUGAAAACGUCAGAAACAUUGCACAAAAACUUGAAAUUCCCAUUCCAAAUGCAGUUAUUGUGCAAGACUUUAAUAACGUUGAUGGUCAUGUUACGAGCCCCAAAAAACGUAAACUUGAUGUAGGACCGGGAGGUGACAUUGAUGGUACCAAAGUAUUUUCAUUUGCUUGUGGUCCAGUGCCCUGCAAUAAAAAUCUAAUAGCAAUAAUCGAUCGAAUAAAACCCGAUAUUCGUCUACUGAUGGAAAAAGUUAAUACUGUUCGAAUGUGGGUGACUCAUCUUAUUCCAAAAAUUGAAGACGGAAAUAAUUUUGGAGUCUCAAUUCAAGAAGAUACUCUUGCGGAGUUGAGACAAGUUGAAAGUGAAGCGGCUUCAUUUCUAGAUCAAAUAUCACGAUAUUUUGUCACAAGAGGUAAAAUUAUCACCAAAGUAGCGAAAUAUCCUCAUGUUGAGGACUAUCGUCGCUUUGUUGAGGAGAUCGAUGAGAAAGAAUUUCUUAGCUUGAGACUUAUAGUGUGUGAGCUGAGAAAUCAUUAUUCCAUUCUUCAUGACUUGAUUCUAAAGAAUAUCGAAAAAAUCAAGAAACCGAGAAGUUCAAACAUUGAUGGAAUGUAUUGAAGUCUAAAACUUUGACGAGAGAGUAUGAUAUGAUCCAAAAAACUACAGAAAGCCAGGAUAUGAUUGGACUCAAGAUGGCUGGUGCAAGAAUUAGUUCAUCCUCUGUAUUUGACGAGGCAUUUUAUUGAAAACAUUUUUAUUACGAAUAAAAGUUCACCAUGAAAUUUUUUUAGCUUGGUAAAAAAUUCAUUCAUCUGUUUUUAUGCUUAUGUGUUUUGAGCCUGUCUAAUAUUAUCACAAUUGCUGUUUCGCAUUAAUUUACUAUUUUAUUAUUUCAUUCAGUCUGCCAUUCUUUGUGUUUUAUCUGGCUUUUAUUGUGAGGGUAUUUGAAUAAAUUAUUUGACAAACUAUGGAAUCAGGAUGAUAAUACGCAGGUGAUGGAUAUACAAUGAUAAAAAAUAUUGUCCAAAUUCCAGUUGCUAAAUUUAGGUGUAUUGUUGAAUUUAGGAGGUUUUGAUUGUAUCUUAUUUUAUUAUCUGGUUCAAUUAUUGUUAGCUCUGAGUGUUUAAAUCUCGUUAUUAAAUUGUCAAUUGUAUAGGAUGCCCAUUCAAAUAAAUUCUAAUCCGUAUUUAUUCAUAAAGCACAACUGUUGGUAAUAAAUGCCUUCCCUCCCCACUUGCAAAGACUUUGAAAGUGUUAAGAUACUAUUUUCCAAUUGUUGGUUGUUGUAACAUUAAUAAGUGAAGCAUCACUUAGAAGAAGACUCCUCUCAUACUAUUUAAGACUCUGACCCCUAUUAGUCAAUCAUUUACUGAUUACCAGUUAUACAAAAUAAAAUUUGAUUUCUAAAUUGGCCAAAUACAUAAAACCUGUAUUUGUUAUAAGCCAGACCUAGUUAGAUUACGACGUUAUGACCAUAUCAAAAUAAGACUCCCUGUACUAUUAAGGACUCCAACCAUAUUAGUCAAUCAUUUACUAAUUACUAGGUAUACAAUUUGAUUGUUUAUUAUUAAAUAAAAUUCCAAAUUUCCCAAAUACAUAAAUUCUGUAUUUGUUUUAAGUUAAACCCAGAUAGCUUACGUCGCUAAGACCAUAUUGUUAAUAUUACUAUACCCAUUCCGAUUUAUAACCUUGAUGGUUUUCCAAUAAAUGUAUCUCGUUGUUAAACUGCCUGAAUCAUGGUACUGCAUAUUCCUGAUUUCUGUAUAUUUAUACCUGUUACAUCUUGUCCUCUUCGAUUUUGUAAUACACGCCUGAAAAAUUAGGAUCUUUUUUAGAAAGCCCCUGACAAAAAACAUCCCAGCGCUCAAAAUAAAAAAAUUGGUGAUUAUCCAAUUACAAUUAAAGAAUGAUAGAAUUCAUCUGUGAAUUCAGCGAUGUCAGGGUUAGCGAACCUGCAAUUACCUAAAACAGGGCAGGUGAGGGUGUUGUUCUCAAGGUGGCGGGAGCUUUCUAUAAAAGGUCCAAAAAUUAAAUUGGUAAUAUGGUGGGGAUGGAAAAAAAGACCUAUCUUUUCAAGCACCAUUUCCACCAGGUCUGCACGGUCCGAUCAAGUCUGCAACCUUGGAUUCAGGAUUUAUGAUAGAAAUUAACUCUUGCUCAUGACUUCGUAGUAGAUUUGAAUAUGAAAACAUUAGUAAUUGUCGUAUUUACUGUUUUGUAUGUAUAUAAUUAUAAUGGAUUAGCAUUGUAUUCUGUGGUGUCUGAGACAGUCAUUUUUUUUUCUUGUUAUUUGUUUUUAGACGAUUGUUUUGUAGUAGCUCCCAACCAGUGAAAAAAACAUUGCUGAACAGCAUACUAUUUAUCCAAACUGAUUUACCACUGUAUGUGGUUUGUAAUUUAUUCCAUAUUUGUUUAAAUAAAUACUGUAGAAUUUCACAUCGAUUAUGACGCAAUAAUUUUACAUUAAUGCUGGUUGCAAUUUUAGAAUUGGUGAUAAUUUUGAUGGCUAUUAGUGCGAUUGUCAAGUUAUGUAAUGGAAGUGAACAUCCUCAUUAAUUGAGUUCAUCGUAAGUCAUUAUGGCACUGUUUUAAGUGAAUAUUCCUGUAAAAAAACUGACACCUGAUCACGGACAUGUUGGCCAUUUCUGUCUUUAUUUUUUUCUUUCAAUUUAAUGAAUCAGUGAUAUUAAUUCUUUGUACA